GUCACCACUGUCAAAUUCUCGAGAGUCUUGAAUAGCCGGACUACACAUUUUCAGGAUUACACUCCGAAUCUGUAUGUACUCCUCCUCCUACUACGAAUCAUAUAGAGCGGAGGUCUUUUGAGUAGAUUACCUGCUCAAUUCCGGAAUGGAGUUGCUUUGCUCCCCUUCAAUCUCAGCUAACGCUCCGAAACUCCCCUCCAGAGGCCCAAGCAUGGACAAAACUGGAUUGACAUCCCGGAGUUCGCAUCUUUACUUUGCCGGACUUGGAAGAAAGGUGAAGCCUUUACUAGUUGCUGUUAAUGGGGUCAUCGAUGGAGGGGGUGAGUCAGAAACGGCCGUUGUGGUGGAGAAACCUCCGCCGUACGAACUACGUCGUCCUUACGAGCUUUUCGUAGGGCAUCCGACUCCUUACGGCGCCACUGCUAGAGACGGCGGGAUCAAUUUCGCUAUCCAUUCGUGCAAUGCUACGUCAGCAGCUCUCUGUUUGAUUAGUGUAGCCGACUUACCCGAGAAAAAGGUGUCAGAGCAAAUUUCUCUGGAUCCCUCUGUUAACAAGACUGGAGAUGUCUGGCAUGUGUUCAUUAAAGGAGACUUUGAUAACAUGCUAUAUGCGUACUGCCUUGAUGGCAAGUUUUCUCCUGCAGAAGGGCAUCGCUUUGAUUCAGCUAAGAUACUGUUAGAUCCUUACGCAAAGGCUAUUGUAAGCAGAGCAGAGUUUGGCGCUUUGGGACCUGAGAAGGACUGUUGGCCCCCAAUGGCCUGCAUGCUGCCUUCUACUGAUAAGUUUGACUGGGAAGGAGAUCUGCCAUUAAAGUUUCCACAGAGAGAUCUUGUAAUUUAUGAAAUGCACGUUCGUGGGUUUACAAAGCAUGAGUCAAGUGGAACAGAAUUUCCUGGUACAUACCUUGGUGUCGUGGAGAAGCUGGAUCACUUGAAGGAACUGGGUGUCAACUGUAUAGAGCUAAUGCCAUGUCAUGAAUUUAACGAGCUGGAGUAUUAUAGCUAUAAUUCUGUCUUAGGUGAUUAUAAGUUAAACUUUUGGGGCUAUUCAACUGUAAAUUUCUUUUCUCCAAUGGCACGGUAUUCAUCAGCUAGGAUGGACAAAUCUGGUCCUGGUGCCAUACAAGAGUUCAAGUUUCUUGUUAGGGAGGCCCAUAGAAGGGGAAUCGAGGUAAUCAUGGAUGUUGUUUUCAAUCACACAGCAGAAGGGAAUGAGAAUGGCCCCACACUCUCAUUUAAAGGCGUUGACAACAGUAUUUUUUAUAUGCUUGCACCCAAGGGAGAGUUCUAUAAUUAUUCCGGCUGUGGAAAUACCUUCAAUUGUAACCAUCCUACAGUACGUCAAUUUAUAUUGGAUUGCUUAAGGUAUUGGGUUAUUGAAAUGCACAUUGACGGGUUUCGCUUUGACCUUGCUUCCAUCCUGACACGGAGUAGCAGUCUAUGGGAUGCUGUGAAUGUUUAUGGAAAUUCAGUUGAAGGUGUUAUGCUCACAACAGGAACUCCUCUCUCAAGCCCGCCAUUAAUUGAUAUGAUUAGCAGUGAUCCAAUACUAAGCGGAGUAAAGCUUAUAGCUGAAGCAUGGGACUGUGGAGGCCUUUACCAAGUUGGUGCAUUUCCUCAUUCGGGUAUCUGGUCAGAGUGGAAUGGAAAGUACCGUGACGUAGUACGACAGUUCAUAAAAGGUACAGAUGGGUUUUCAGGGGCCUUUGCUGAAUGUCUUUGUGGAAGCCCAAAUUUAUACCAGGAAGGAGGAAGAAAACCCUGGAACAGUAUAAACUUUGUGUGUGCCCAUGAUGGUUUCUCUUUGGCUGAUCUAGUGACAUAUAAUGAUAAGCAUAAUAUGGCAAAUGGAGAACACAACAAUGACGGGGAGAAUCAUAAUAAUAGUUGGAACUGUGGCCAGGAAGGAGAGUUUGCAAGCAUCUCGGUGAAGAACUUGAGGAAAAGACAAAUUCGUAAUUUUUUUCUCUGCCUAAUGAUUUCCCAAGUAAGAUUCACUCUACAGUCUACACUUAAGGCUCAGCACUUCAAAGG
This is a messenger RNA of Cuscuta europaea, 2034 nucleotides long. NCBI's taxonomy places the organism in Eukaryota, Viridiplantae, Streptophyta, Magnoliopsida, Solanales, Convolvulaceae. The record is from the annotation of a GenBank genome assembly.